This is a messenger RNA of Papaver somniferum (opium poppy), 5077 nucleotides long. RefSeq names its product ABC transporter C family member 10-like. Gene Ontology annotation, biological process: transmembrane transport. Bases 289 to 4728 code for a protein of 1479 amino acids. The transcript has 11 exons. The record is from RefSeq and is a predicted model, not a curated record. NCBI's taxonomy places the organism in Eukaryota, Viridiplantae, Streptophyta, Magnoliopsida, Ranunculales, Papaveraceae. Gene Ontology annotation, molecular function: ATP binding; ABC-type transporter activity; ATP hydrolysis activity. Gene Ontology annotation, cellular component: plant-type vacuole; vacuolar membrane.
UUUUUUCGUUUUAUUUUCCAUCCACUGAGUAGAGAAGAUUUCACUUGUUAGAGAAUCUAUUGGUAUGAGAAUCAGACUCCCAUUCUUCUUCCACUGGGUUUUAUGGUGGGUUUUGUUCUCAUUUCUCUUCACAUGAUUUUGGCUUCUUAUUAAUGGGUUUUUAGUAAACCAUUGUUUAAGAAUUGUGCUUUUGGUAAAUUUGAUUGACUGAUCUAGGAUUCAGUAUUUGGUUAUUAGUUGUGAUAAUUCUUAUAUAACAUCUCUCAUUGUUAAAUAGAAGCUGUAAAUAUGAUGGUCAUGGAGAAUCUCUUGACUUCAUUUUGUGGAGAUUCUGAUUGUAUAUAUAAUGGUGCAACAUGUGGUCUUUUUGAAUAUCUACUGCCUUCUUCUUGUGUACAUAAUGGCAUUGUCAUUUGUUUAGAUGCCCUGCUAUUGUUUGUGUUAUUGUCAACUGUUAUUUCGAAGCCUUCAUCUGCUGAGAGGACAGUUCAUAAUGCAUUGUGUGGGUGUACUUCUUUGAAGAUUGUUGCUGCUGUGUAUAAUGGUUGUGUUGGAUUGGUAUACUUGGGUUUAGGGAUUUGGAUUCUUCAAGUUAGUAAAACGACAGGUGUUUUGCCUUUGCAUCAAUGGUUGGUAGCAUUGUUUCAGGGAUUCACAUGGUUGAUUCUUAGUUUAAAUGUUAGCCUUAGGGGAAAGAAAUUUGGGAAAGGGGUGUCGAGGCUUUGUUCUGUAGUUACAUGCUUGAUUGCGGGACUUCUUUGUUUCUCGGCAUUGUUGGUUCUUAUGGUGGACAGAAUGGUUUCGGUUAACAUUGUUCUAGACAUACUUUUACUGCCUGGAGCAGUCCUUCUUUCAUUAUGCACUUCUAGGGGAAAUGAAUCAGAAUAUAUAACUGAAACUGGUGACAGAAGUCUUCUUUAUGCACCUUUGAAUGGUGGAUCUAAUAGACAUUUUGAAGCAGAUAUGGGAAGUGAAACUCCUUUUGCAAAGGCAGGAUUUCUUAGUAAAAUGACAUUUUGGUGGUUGAAUUCGUUGAUGAAGAGUGGUAAGGAGAAAACCCUUACGGAUGCAGAUAUACCACAGUUGCGGAAGGUAGACCGAGCAGAGACUUGUUACUUGUUGUUUAUGGACCAACUAAAUUCACGGAAGCAAACUGAUGCAUCUGAACCACCAUCAAUUUUAUGGACGAUUGUUUGGUGUUACUGGAAAGAGAUUUUAGUAUCUGGGUUUUUCGCAUUGUUGAAGAUACUCACUCUCUCUGCUGGUCCUCUGCUUCUUAAUACCUUCAUUAAGGUUGCAGAAGGCAAAAAAGCUUUUAAAUAUGAGGGGUAUGUAUUGGUUGUGUCAUUAUUCUUCACUAAAUGCUUAGAAUCGUUGGCGCAAAGGCAGUGGUACUUUCGUAGUAGAUUAAUAGGGAUAAAAAUCAGAUCAAUUCUCUCAGCAGCUAUUUAUAAAAAGCAAUCGAGGCUUUCAAAUUCUGCUAGGAUGGUGCACUCGGCUGGCGAGAUAACAAAUUAUGUCACUGUAGACGCUUAUAGAAUUGGUGAGUUCCCUUAUUGGUUUCAUCAGACAUGGACAACAGUUCUCCAACUUUGCAUUGCAAUAGUCAUUCUUUUUCAUACAGUGGGGCUUGCUACACUUGCGGCAUUGGUUGUAAUAAUAUUAACUGUGAUCUGCAAUACUCCCGUGGCUAAACUACAACAUAAAUUCCAGAGUAACCUCAUGGUUGCACAGGAUAAAAGACUAAAAGCUAUAACAGAGGCCCUUGUGAACAUGAAGAUUUUGAAGUUGUAUGCUUGGGAAACACAUUUCAAGAGUGUUAUUGAAAUAUUGAGGGAAGAAGAACUCAAGUGGUUGUCGGCAGUGCAGUUGCGGAGAGCUUACAUUGGAAUUCUCUUUUGGUCAUCCCCUGUAUUGGUUUCGGCAGCUACUUUUGGGGCAUGUUACUUUCUUGGUGUUCCGCUUUAUGCUAGUAAUGCCUUCACUUUUCUGGUAACUUUACGUCUUGUUCAGGAACCUAUUCGAAUAAUCCCUGAGGUUAUUGGUGUAGUUAUUCAAGCAAAAGUGGCGUUGGCACGGAUCGUAAGGUUUCUGGCGGCAUCGGAGCUACAGGCUGGGAUUUCUAAGCAAAAGAAAAGCACAGACCAACUUAGGCCGGCCAUUUCUAUCAAAUUGGGAAAUUUUUCAUGGGAAGAGAAUCCGUUAAAGCCUACACUAAGCAGUAUAAACCUAGAGGUUAAACCCAGUGAGAAGGUUGCUAUCUGUGGUGAGGUUGGCACAGGAAAAUCAACCAUGUUAGCUGCAAUUCUUGGAGAAGUUUGGAACACUGAGGGAACGGUUCAAACCUAUGGUAAGAUUGCAUAUGUUUCACAGACGGCAUGGAUUCAAACUGGAAGUAUACAAGAUAAUAUUCUUUUCGGAUGCAACAUGGACACAAUAAGAUACCACGAAACAUUGGAGAAGUGUUCACUUUUAAAGGACCUGGAAUUGCUUCCUUUUGGUGAUAUGACUGAAAUUGGAGAAAGGGGAGUUAAUCUGAGUGGUGGUCAGAAGCAGCGCAUUCAACUUGCCCGUGCUCUCUAUCAAGAUGCUGAUAUAUACUUGUUGGAUGAUCCAUUUAGCGCAGUUGAUGCCCACACUGCUACAAACCUAUUUAAUGAGUAUGUAAUGGGAGCUCUAUCUGCAAAGACAGUCUUACUUGUGACACAUCAAGUCGAUUUUCUUCCGGAAUUUGAUUCUAUUUUGCUGAUGUCAGAUGGGAAAAUCUUACGUGCUGCUCCCUACCAUGUAUUGCUGGGUUCUUGUCAAGAGUUUUCUGAACUGGUAAAUGCACACAAAGAUACAGCUGGUUCUGAAAGUUUUUCAGAAGAAUCCUCAUCUCAGAAGUAUGGAACCUCUUCAAAAGAAAUCUCCAAAACUUAUAGUGAGAAACAGUUGAAAUCAGUUGGUCAUCAGUUGAUUAAGCUUGAAGAGAGGGAAUCUGGAGAUACGGGUCUAAAACCGUACCUGCAGUAUCUUAAUCAGAGCAAAGGCUUCAUCUACUUCUCUAUAGUAGUUCUGACUCACUGCAUGUUUGUGGGUGCACUAGUACUACAGAACUCUUGGAUGGCUGCGAAUGUUGAGAAUCCUCAAGUCACUAAGCUACAACUGAUUUUAGUCUACUUAAUUAUUGGAUGUAGCACGAUAGUUCUUGUAGUUGUUAGAAUGCUUGCUGCAGUUGCUUUGGGUAUCCAAUCAUCGAAGUCCUUAUUUUUCCAGCUAUUGAACUCUCUUUUUUACGCGCCGAUGUCUUUCUAUGACUCCACACCAUUGGGAAGGAUACUGAGUCGGGUCUCUUCUGACUUGAGUAUUCUAGACCUUGAUAUUCCAUUCAGCUUAACACUUUCUGCCGUGGUGGCCAUUGGUGUUUAUGCUAAUCUUGCUGUAUUAGCUGUUAUUACUUGGCCGGUUUUAUUUGUCUCCAUACCUAUGAUAUUCCUGGCAAUCUGCUUACAGAAAUACUACUUCGCUUCUGCAAAAGAGUUCAUGCGGAUCAAUGGAACAACUAAAUCUAUGAUAGCAAACCAUCUUGCUGAGUCCAUUGCAGGGGCAAUGACCAUCAGAGCAUUUGAAAAAGAAGACAGGUUCUUUGCUGAGAACCUUGGCCUCAUAGACAAAAACUCAAGUCCAUUUUUUCACACUUUCUCGGCAAACGAGUGGUUGAUCCAGCGUUUGGAAACAUUGAGUGCUUUUAUCCUUUCCACUUCUGCAUUUAUGAUGGUUUUGCUUCCUCCGGGAACAUUUAGUUCUGGAUUUGUUGGAAUGGCAUUGUCAUAUGGUCUUUCAUUGAACGUUUCUCUCGUUAACUCUAUCCAGUACCAGUGCACAUUAGCAAAUCAUAUAAUUUCUGUUGAAAGACUGAAUCAAUAUUUGCACAUUCCCAGUGAAGCCCCAAAAGUCAUUGAAGGAAAGCGACCCUUACCUAGUUGGCCCUCUGUUGGCAGAGUUGAGAUUGUUGAUUUAAAGGUCAGAUAUCGCCCCAGUACCCCCCUUGUUCUUCAAGGAAUCAGUUGCAUAUUUGAAGGAGGACAAAAGAUUGGGAUAGUUGGCAGGACCGGCAGUGGGAAGACAACUAUGAUAGGUGCUCUGUUCCGCUUGGUAGAGCCAGUAGGGGGAAAAGUCGUCAUAGAUAGCAUUGACAUCUCUACUAUUGGACUUCAUGAUCUGAGAUCACAGUUAGGAAUUAUACCCCAGGAUCCUAUUCUUUUCAAUGGUACUGUGAGAUACAAUUUGGAUCCUUUGUCACAACACUCUGACCUGGAAAUUUGGGAGGUUCUCGGAAAGUGCCAGCUUGAAGAAACAGUACGAGAGAAAGGAGAUGGACUGGAUUCAUUAGUUGCAGACGAUGGCUCCAAUUGGAGCAUGGGCCAACGCCAACUGUUCUGUUUAGGUCGUGCACUGUUGAGGAGAUGCAGAAUCUUAGUUCUGGAUGAAGCCACUGCGUCAAUUGAUAAUGCAACUGAUUCUAUUUUACAGAAAACCAUAAGGAAUGAGUUCGCAUCUUGCACUGUGAUCACAGUGGCUCAUAGAAUCCCAACUGUGAUGGACUGCACAAUGGUGCUUGCUCUCAGUGAUGGAAAAAUAAUGGAAUAUGAUGAGCCUUUGAAAUUGAUGAAUUUGGAAGGGUCGCUGUUUGCGAAGCUCGUUAAGGAAUAUUGGUCUCAUAGUCACUCUGCAGAUUCUUCCUGAAGUAACAUAUCCAUCAGAGUCCAGGUCAGGCGUCCGUUCAUAUGUAUAAGCGAUAAACUUUCAACUAAUAUAGAGUACUGUUAGUGCACCAUUUGUAAGAUUUUAGGAGAAAACUAAGAGUAGAGCUUAUCCGAGGAUUGAAUCUGUAAUAGGACGGACACAAAGGAUUGGUGAAGUAUCACCACUAGCGCUACAUUUUGUAUAUGGUUUAACAUCUUCGUAGGUGGCAGUGGGAAUGACAUUCUUGUAGGUGUCACGAUAUGUACUAGUUUGAUUUUGGGGAUUGAAUUUUUAGAUUUAGUGGACAAUACCAAAAUAGGGACACAAAGGGAAUUUAAGACUUUUCUGC